This is a messenger RNA of Nematolebias whitei (Rio pearlfish), 3297 nucleotides long. RefSeq names its product citrate synthase (gene cs). Lineage: Eukaryota; Metazoa; Chordata; Actinopteri; Cyprinodontiformes; Rivulidae. The transcript is spliced from 11 exons. The record is from RefSeq and is a predicted model, not a curated record. Bases 133 to 1542 code for a protein of 469 amino acids. Gene Ontology annotation, cellular component: mitochondrial matrix. Gene Ontology annotation, biological process: citrate metabolic process; tricarboxylic acid cycle; carbohydrate metabolic process.
GACGGCUGCAGGCCUCAAUCCGUCUUCAACCUUCUCUCUUCUGGAGGGGCACCUUCACAUCUCCGCGGUGCGCUCGCAGUGGAUUCCUUUGGUGUACAGUUUAAGUAGAUAUAACUCUUUAUUACAGACACAAUGUCCUUCUUGACUGUCAGCAGGCUAGCUCCUAAACUUCUUAAUUCAAAGAAUGCCACUUUCUUAUUUGUGGCUGCAAGAAAUGCCAGCGCGGCAACAACAAAUUUGAAGGAUGUUCUGGCAGAUCUUAUUCCAAAAGAACAGACCAGGAUCAAAAACUUUAAACAACAGUAUGGCAAAACCAACAUAGGUCAGAUUUCUGUUGAUAUGGUGUAUGGUGGUAUGAGAGGGAUGAAGGGUCUGGUGUAUGAAACCUCAGUGUUGGAUCCUGAGGAGGGCAUCCGCUUCAGGGGCUACAGCAUUCCAGAGUGUCAGAAGUUGCUUCCUAAAGCUCCUGGAGGUGAGGAGCCGCUGCCUGAGGGUCUCUUCUGGCUUCUGAUCACAGGACAAAUCCCAACUGAGGAGCAGGUAAACUGGGUGUCCAAAGAGUGGGCGAAGAGAGCAGCACUCCCCUCUCACGUUGUCACCAUGUUGGAUAAUUUCCCCACCAACCUGCACCCCAUGUCUCAGUUCAGCGCUGCCAUCACAGCUCUGAACAGCGAGAGCAGCUUUGCCCGGGCCUACUCCGAGGGAGUCCACAAGUCCAAGUACUGGGAGUUCAUCUAUGAAGACUCCAUGGACUUGAUUGCCAAGUUGCCGUGCAUUGCUGCUAAGAUAUACCGCAACCUUAACCGUGAGGGCAGCAGCAUUGGAGCCAUCGACUCCAGCCUGGACUGGUCUCACAACUUCACCAACAUGCUGGGCUACAGCGAGCCCCAGUUCACGGAGCUGAUGAGACUCUACCUGACCAUCCACAGUGAUCAUGAAGGAGGCAACGUCAGUGCCCACACCAGUCACCUGGUGGGGAGUGCCCUGUCCGACCCCUACCUGUCCUUCAGUGCUGCCAUGAAUGGUCUGGCUGGUCCUCUGCACGGCCUGGCCAAUCAGGAAGUGCUGGUGUGGCUGACUGCCCUGCAGAAGGAGCUGGGAGGAGAGGUGUCUGAUGAAAGGAUGAGGGAUUAUAUCUGGAACACGCUGAAGUCUGGAAGGGUGGUUCCAGGCUACGGCCAUGCUGUCCUGAGGAAGACCGACCCACGCUAUACCUGCCAGCGCGAGUUUGCUCUGAAGCAUCUGCCCAAUGACCCCAUGUUUAAGUUGGUUGCCCAGCUUUACAAGAUUGUCCCGAACGUGCUCCUGGAGCAGGGUAAAGCCAAGAACCCCUGGCCCAACGUGGACGCCCACAGUGGAGUGCUGCUGCAGUACUAUGGAAUGACAGAGAUGAACUACUACACCGUCCUCUUCGGCGUGUCUCGUGCUCUCGGCGUUCUCGCUCAGCUGGUGUGGAGCAGAGCUCUGGGAUUCCCACUGGAGCGCCCCAAAUCCAUGAGCACAGACGGACUGAUGACGCUGGUCGGAGCCAAGUCUGGCUGAAGCGCCUCCUCCAAGGAGCUGGGGGUUUGCGUGACGGGUGAGAGGAUGUGGAGAAAAUGCAAAGCAGACAUCAUCUGACCCUCUUGUUCCCAAGCCCAGGGAUUGAAUGGGAUUCAAAGAGACAGUACACUUUUAAUGUUAUUUCACAAAAGAAGGACCUUUUAAAUGUCCCAGCUGUAGUGUUGACGUGUGUUUAGGUAACCGCAGAAGAGUUGUCCCAUCAUGUUUAGACGUCUUUGGAACAUGAAGGGUUCAAACUUCAUACAUGUAACUUCAAUUAGGCUCAAACCAUGUUCGAUCCAAGUGCACGAGCAUCUCUAAGGUUUCCCCUGAGCACUGCCUGCGUGCUUCUCACUGAGUGCAGAGACUGAGCUAUGACUCGUGUGGAGGAACCACACAUCCUAAAUAUUUGUUUAAUGAUUGGCUUCCACACAUCGUUCAAUAUUUUCAGCUUCAGGCUAAUUCCAGUUGUUUUUCCUGUUAGUAAACGAGCGCCUAAUAAAAAUGGACUUUAUUUUUCUUCUAUGCAAUUAUUUCAUCCCAUCCUGAUUGACUCCCACAUAUGAACACUCCGUUUCCAAAACUAACAGGACACAGUAACACAGUAAAAAAAUAAAUCCAUAUUAUGAGUCAGUUAAAAGAUGCUGCCCCUUUAAAUCUUUAAUCUCUUCUUUCUCCUCCACUUGUAAUUUUUUCUUGUUUUAAGAGACCGUGAUUACUUCUAUGAUCAAAAUAACUUGUUUUUUUUCUUUAGCUGUUCUAAUUUUAAAGACGCUCUGCUUUAAGGGUCUUAAGAAUCGUAGGAAAUGACGAAUAGUGAACAGUAAGUUACAUUUGAGUACAAGGUGUUGUAAUUGGCAGCCCGCUGUGAAUCUUUAAGAGCAAGCUUGAAUAAAAAGUGUCAGAGGAGGCUCCGUAGUUGUCCUCGUCGUGUUUUAGUCGGGGAGUUCAUCUCCACAGGAAAGCGCUUUAGACAUCAUUACUCCAGAAUGAGCACUUGCUUAAUUGGAUUCCUCGUUUAACUUUUCUAGACUGACUGUGUACUGGUCUACAAAGAUGUUCAGUUUCAAUUAGUAAAAAAUACUUCCGUUUUGGGGUUCUCGUGGUUUUAUUUAUAAUUUGAAGCGGUAAAGCUGGGUGGAUGGAUUUAUAAUUUGUGUACAUAGGUAUAUAUAUAUAUGUAUAGCUUGAAUGUAUGCGCUCUGUACGUGUAAAAACCACAGCGAGUACCACAGUUUACCAACGAUGUGUCCAGUCUGUGAUGUUCAGACUGAAGAACAAACAGAAAACUGCAGCUUCUUGUACAUACGGUCUCUGAGCUUAGCUGGUGCUGUUUCUUAUUUCUCUCGAAUGUUCAAGCUUGCUCUUGGGUUCUGGGCUCUACACUCCAUGUCUGUGAAGUUUAUGUUCUGGCAUUAUUUGUGUUUGUUUCUCCCCCGAACAAAUCUUUCGCCGUGGUAGCGAGUAGUUCACACAAAUGUUUGCUUCUUUGUGUCGUACGAUACUCUUUUAUUUUCAGGGUUUAUAAGCAUCAGUGUUUUGCUGCGUUCUUCCAUGUGUCUGGUGGUUGAUGAAGAGGGUUAUUUUGAUCGUAGAGGGUCAUAAAGGUCGUAUGUAACGGAGGAAAUUAAAUGCAGAUGGUUUCUUAGAAGAGACACUUGGGGGAUAGAGCUGGAUGGGUCAAGUGGGCAAGGGAAGCUUAAAGAGAAGUCAUUGCUAAACCCAACAAACUGAAGAAUAAAAGGUUUUUAUUAA